AUGUUUUCCCAAUCUGCAAGGCUUUUGCCUGUAGCGCGAAGUGUGCAGUACACUGCUGCAGAGAAAUGCAGAAGAGGAUGCACAUCAUCAUUAUAUAUCACUGGUGACUUGGCUAGUGAAUCAUGCAUUGUUUUGUCGCCCUAUGUUAAUCUCAACCGCAGGUUUGAGGACACUGAAAAAUUAAUUAAAAAUCUACAGUCUAGAGGUCUCACUGUUGACCUCCCUCAACUGAAGUCUAGUUGGCAACAGUAUGAGAACUUGAAAAAGUUCAAGUUACAAUUAGACAGUGAUAAGUCAGCAAACUUGGUGAAGUUUAAUGCAGCAAAAUCUUCCCAAAAACCUAAAGUUCUAAAUGAUUUGAAGGCAGAACUUGAUAAAGUCAAAGAAAAGCUCAACUCAGUCAAAAAAGAACUGUGGGAUGUAGAAAAGAAAGCAAUUUUAGGUGGCUUAGCUCUUCCAAAUGAUAUCCACCCUGAAACUCCUCUAAAUGAUUGUGAAAAAAUUGUGCACGAAUUUGGAGUGAAGCCAGAUACCAGUAGUCAUAGCCCUAGCCAUAUAGAAAUUGCUAACAAAUUAGGUUUAAUUGAGUAUUAUGAUUCUUCUUAUUACUUCCUUAAAGAUGAAGCUGCACAGUUUGAAAUAGGCCUAAGCUAUUUAAUUCAAGAUAAACUAAAGGAAAUUGGUUUCAUUACCAUGUCAAACUAUGAUUUUGGCAAAAGCCUUGUUGUUGAGGGUGUUGGUUUGGAUCCUAGGGAUGCAAGCUCUGUUUUUACCCUAGAGAAAGAUUCUGACUCUAAGGAUGCAACUGCUAGACUUCACUUAGUUGGAGGGGCUUCCUUGGCAUCGUUCUGUGCUUUCCACACUAAAACUGUUACAAAUGUUAAAAAUUUACCUCUGCGAUACGUUGCUAUGGGUCGACAUUAUAACCCUAACGGUGAUGAAGAACUACAUGGAUUGUUUUCAACAUGGCAAAGCUCAGCUGUUGAAACAUUUGUUGCAGCCGCUGAUAAAGAGAUGGCAAUGGAAGAAUUUAAAUCAUGUUUAAAGGAAAUCAUUGAUCUGUAUGAAACCUUAGGUUAUCACUUUAGAGUUGUCUAUCUGCCACCAAUAAACCUCAAACCAUGGGAGAGCUUAAGAGCUAGUAUUCAAAUGUUUUCCAAGAAUAUGGCGAAGUAUAUAGAAGUAGGAAGUUUGAGUCUCUGUGAUGACUAUAUCAGUCAACGUUUAUUGAUAUGUUGUGAAACUGUUCCCGGGAAAUCAGCACAAUUUGCACAUCUGAUCUCGGGCACUGUUGUGUCCGUUCCUCGCAUUUUAGGUUGUAUAUUGGAAUAUGAUUCUGGUGGUUUUAAAUUACCUUCAGAAGUCCUUGCUGCUAUAGCAUAAAUUGACAAUAUUGUAAAGGGAAGGAUAUUCCCUUUUCAUUCCAUAGUGCAUUAUUAUAGCUCAAUAUCUUUGCUUUGGCAGCAAAAUAACUUAUACUGUAUUUUUGAAUUACAUAUGAAAUUUUAAAAAGACUUGCUCUAGUAUGUUUCAUUUUCCAUGCAGUGAUUUCAAAAUGGAAUAUAUGUUUUUGUAAUUAGUUGAUAGAUUAAAAUUGUCAUCCUAGACUCUCAUUUGCUGUUAAUCUUGAUGCUGAUUGUGUUGGCUGGGUAUAUUAAUUGUGCUCGUGGUUGAAGUUUUAUAUAGUUUUAUAUAGUGUUUCAGAAUAGAGUAAAUAAAUUGAUACCUACCUAA
This is a messenger RNA of Frankliniella occidentalis (western flower thrips), 1734 nucleotides long. RefSeq names its product serine--tRNA synthetase-like protein Slimp (gene Slimp). Gene Ontology annotation, molecular function: serine-tRNA ligase activity; tRNA binding; ATP binding. The record is from RefSeq and is a predicted model, not a curated record. The transcript has a single exon. Gene Ontology annotation, cellular component: mitochondrion. Gene Ontology annotation, biological process: seryl-tRNA aminoacylation. Lineage: Eukaryota; Metazoa; Arthropoda; Insecta; Thysanoptera; Thripidae. Bases 1 to 1383 code for a protein of 460 amino acids.